Messenger RNA from Penicillium argentinense, 774 nucleotides. RefSeq lists its product as uncharacterized. NCBI's taxonomy places the organism in Eukaryota, Fungi, Ascomycota, Eurotiomycetes, Eurotiales, Aspergillaceae. The annotation marks the transcript as partial. The transcript is spliced from 2 exons. The record is from RefSeq and is a predicted model, not a curated record.
AUGUCGAUCAGAACAAGACCCAACAAAAUGCAUCGGCAGGACAUUGCCCACGAAACACAACGCUUGACCCCAAAUAUCAUGAGUACCACCGUUGGAGCAUCUUCUGAGGCAAAACUAUACCACCAACUAUUACCACGCAUUGUUAGGAGAUCCGGUGGGAAACCACGAAUCACCGUCCAAGAUCAAGAUACCUUCACAGCUGCCAGAUGCAUUCUAAGCACCAAUUCCCAGGUUCGGGUAGGGAUUUUGAAUAUGGCCAGUGAAAAGAACCCCGGAGGAGGAUGGCUACGAGGAGCAUUAGCUCAGGAAGAAGCUUUAUGUUUACGCAGCACUCUGGCCGCAACAUUGAACAAGGAAUGGUAUCCUCUUCCAUCAUAUGGUGCCAUCUGGUCCCCGAAAGUAGCUGUUUUUCGCGAUGAAUUGGAGAAUGGUUAUCGCGUUUACAAUCCUGAGCAAAGAUUCAUUGUGGGCGUUGUGAGUCUAGCUGCAUUGCGUCGACCAGCGCUCACCAAGGAUAAGAAACAAUUUGCAAACCCAAAUGAUGUCCAAGUUUUGAAGAAUAAAAUGCGUCAGAUAAUGCGCAUUAUAGCCGACAAUAAUAUAUCAUACUGUGUUCUGGGAGCAAUGGGCUGUGGGGCAUUCCAGAAUCCUCCAUAUGAGGUUGCACGAAUCUAUAAGGAAGUUCUUGGCGAGGAGGAGUGGGAUGGGGUUUUUGAGGAGAUUGUAUUUGCAGUGUUGGAUACGAGGGGGAGUCGAAUUAUAGGAUAUUCAAGG